Populus trichocarpa (black cottonwood) is the source of this 3377-nucleotide messenger RNA. Its product is annotated as protein FAR-RED IMPAIRED RESPONSE 1. NCBI's taxonomy places the organism in Eukaryota, Viridiplantae, Streptophyta, Magnoliopsida, Malpighiales, Salicaceae. The record is from RefSeq and is a predicted model, not a curated record. Gene Ontology annotation, molecular function: zinc ion binding. The coding region runs from base 275 to 2968 and encodes 897 amino acids. Gene Ontology annotation, biological process: regulation of DNA-templated transcription. The transcript is spliced from 10 exons.
AGGCCCAGCAAAGCCAGAACACGGGACGCGAGUAUCGCAAUUAACCAAUGCGAGUACAGCAUCCAAUUCUCCUUCCCACACCAGAAACUCGCAAAAUCAGAAACCUCUCUACUCGCUUCAAAUUUUGAAGAAGUUGAAGAUCACUUCAUUUGUGGAUUUUAUUCUCUCUUUUAAGUCGGUACUUAGCAGCCAGUAAUGAUACUUGGUGUUUGUGUUGAAGCUUCAAUUUUGAACUGGUGCAUAUGCUGUAAGUUCAGUUUAAAAUAUUUCCCCCAUGGGGAUAGAUCUGGAGCAACCUUCAGGAGAAUAUCAUAAGGAAGAUAGAAGGCCCAAUGUGAAUGUUAAUACGGUGGAUGGUGGUGAUGGAGGACAUGAAAGAGAUCAAAUCAUUGUGAAUUCUCCUGACAUUGGUGGGAAUGGUUGUGAGAAGACUGGAACAGUUAUAAAUGGAAGAGUUCUUGAUGGUAGAAAAAAACCAAAUGCUGGAGAUGGAAUAAACUUGAACUCUGUGAAAGAUGCAGAGCCCCAUGAUGGAAUGGAAUUUGAAUCGAAGGAUGAAGCAUUUUCAUUCUACAAAGAGUAUGCUAAGUCUGUGGGAUUUUCCACCAUAACAAAAGCGAGCCGACGAUCAAGGAUAUCUGGAAAAUUUAUUGACGCAAAGUUUGUGUGCACUAGAUAUGGGACCAAGCGGGACACCAGUACAAUUGAAUUGCCACAGCCUGUUUCAAAUGCAGAUGCUGCAACAAGCCUUCCUGUCAAGAGAAAACGUGGUAGAAUAAAUCAGUCUUGGUCAAAAACAGAUUGCAAAGCUUGCAUGCAUGUUAAGAGAAGGCAGCAAGAUGGAAGAUGGGUUGUCCGCAGUUUCAUAAAGGAGCACAACCAUGAAAUCUUUCCCGACCAGGCAUAUUACUUUCGCGGUCAUAGGAAUUUAAAUCUGGGUAACGACAAUGUUGAUGCGUUGCAUGCUAUCAGGGCGAGGACAAAAAAAUUGUAUGUUGCAAUGUCUAGACAAUCAAGUGGGCAUAGGAAACAUGAGAACCUGAAGGGUGGUGUUACAAAUCCAUCUGGCAACACAAAGCAUUUGGCUUUGGAUGAAGGAGAUGCUCAAGCUAUGCUUGAUCAUUUUAUGCAUAUGCAAGAUGAGAAUCCCAACUUCUUUUAUGCAAUCGAUCUGAAUGAAGAACAGCAGUUGAGAAAUGUUUUCUGGGUUGAUGCCAAAGGUAGGCUUGAUUAUGGAAAUUUCGGUGAUGUCAUUUUCUUUGAUACCACAUAUCUCAAGAACGAGUACAAAUUGCCAUUUGCUCCGUUUAUUGGUGUUAACCACCACUUCCAGUUUCUGUUGCUUGGAUGUGCAUUAGUUGCUGAUGAAACUAAAACAACAUAUGUUUGGUUGAUGCGAGCAUGGCUUCGGGCAAUGGGUGGUCAUGCUCCAAGAGUGAUACUCACCGACCAAGACAAUGCCCUGAAAGAAGCUAUUCAAGAGGUCUUUCCUAAUUCACGCCAUUGUUUUUGCUUGUGGCAUGUAUUCAGCAAGAUUCCUGAGAAGCUGAGUUAUGUGACAAGGCAGCAUGAAAAUUUCAUGUUGAAAUUUAAGAAAUGCAUCUUUAAGUCUUGGACCAGUGAACAGUUCGAAAAAAGAUGGUGGAAAAUGGUCGAGAUAUUCAAUUUAAGAAAUGACGUAUGGUUUCAAUCGUUGUAUGAAGAUCGUCAAAGAUGGAUACCGGUUUUCAUGAUAGACAACUUUUUGGCAGGGAUGUCUACGACCCAGCGGUCAGAAAGUAUAAACACUUUAUUUGACAGAUACAUGCAAAGGAAAACCACCCUGAAAGAGUUUCUUGAACUGCAAAAAGCAAUGCUACAAGAGAAGUUCGAAGAGGAAGCAAAAGCAGAUUUUGAAACUUGGCACAAGCAACCAGGGUUGAAAUCUCCAUCACCCUUUGGGAAACAAAUGGCCUCAAUAUACACACAUGCAAUAUUUAAAAAGUUCCAGGUUGAGGUUUUAGGAGUCGUUGCUUGUCAUCCUAGAAAAGAGACUGAAGAUGGAGAAACCCAAACUUUCAAAGUUCAAGAUUUCGAAGAUAACCAAUAUUUCAUUGUGGUGUGGAAUGAGAUGACAUCAUAUCUAUCUUGUUCAUGCCGUUUGUUUGAGUUUAAUGGUUUUCUUUGUAGACACGUGUUGAUUGUUAUGCAAAUGUCAGGUCUGCACAGCAUUCCAUCUCAGUAUAUAUUGAAACGUUGGACAAAGGAUGCAAAGAGCAGACAAAUUAUGAGAGAAGAGUCAGAUGUGGUCGAGUCCAGGGUUCAACGCUACAACGAUCUUUGUCGACGGGCCUUUAAACUGGGUGAUGAAGGUUCUUUAUCUCAAGAGAGUUACAAUAUUGCAUUCAAUGCACUGGAAGAAGCUUUGAGAAAGUGCGAGAGUGUUAAUAAUUCAAUUCAAAACAUAAUAGAACCAACUUCGCCCCCUUCAAACGGUCCUCUUGACUAUGAUGAAGUGAAUCAAGCUCAUGGUGCAACCAAGACAAAUAAGAAGAAAGAUACAUCCAGAAAGAAGCAGGUACAUCCAGACCCAGAGGUCAUACCCAUUCGGAUGCAUGAUAGCUGGCAACAAAUGGAACAACUAAACUCAAGGGUUCCAACUCUCGAUGGGUAUUUUGGCUCUCAACAAACUGGGCAGGGAAUGGGACAACUAAAUGCCAUAGCUUCUAGUCGUGAUGAUUGUUAUAGUAAUCCACAUAGCAUGCAAGGGCUGGGACAAUUGAAUGCUACUGCACCAAAUGAUGAUGCUCAUUACAUGAUGCAACAAAGGAUGCAAGGGAUGGGGCAGAUACAAUUCAGACCGCAGACUAUUCCCAGUUUUUUCGAUGUGCAGGAUGGUCUACAAGAAAUGGACUCAUCAAAUCUGGGAUCCUCUCAGUUGCAUGGCUUGGCAACUAAACAUUUGCAUCAGAAACAUCUAUCUCGUUAGAUGCUGCACUGCUAUGUAGUUCUCUAACUCGGUGGGCUAACAUUCUCUGGUGGACAUGAGAUGUAUUUGCACAAGAUCAACAAAUAGAAUUCAAGAAGUAGAGUUUUCUCUCACAGCGCACCUGACAUUGUUGGUUCUUAGGGAAAAGAUCCAAUGUAUGUAGUUAUUCUAUCCAUUUGCAUAGAGGAAGAAUCUUAAAGGAAGGGAAAUGGUUCGAUUUAUUUUCAUCUUUAUUUUCUGGUUUAGCAAGAGCUAUUUUGUAAAUCCUCCUUUUACUGUUACGGUGCAAUUUAAUUGCUGAAAGUUGUUCAAACUUGAAAGAGGUUCUCCCAUCUCUAAGUCAAGAGGGAGCCAUUUCUUCACAGAUGGCAUCCACAUAAAACCUAUGAAAAUGAAUGUCUUUCUCUUC